Molecule: messenger RNA, 450 nt
Organism: Nerophis lumbriciformis (worm pipefish)
Lineage: Eukaryota; Metazoa; Chordata; Actinopteri; Syngnathiformes; Syngnathidae
Source: RefSeq, a predicted model, not a curated record
AUGGCGGUGUACCUGUUGACAAGAUCUGUUACUGGGCUCUUCGCUCGUACAUCGUGCAUAAUACCUCAAAGAACGUUCGGUGUGACCACCGUUGCAGCUGCCAUUCAGAAAAUGACAAGAGUUCGAGUAGUGGAUAACAGCUCUCUUGGAAAUACACCUUACCACCGGCCUCCACGAGUGAUCCAUGUGUACACAAAGAACGGUGUUGGAAAAGUUGGUGAUAAAGUGUUACUGGCCAUUAAAGGACAGAAAAAGGCCGCAUUAAUCGUUGGUCACAAGAUGCCUGGAGAUCGCAUGCAUCCACGUUUUGAUUCUAAUAAUGUCGUCCUGAUUGAGGACAAUGGAAAUCCAACUGGAACAAGGAUUAAGGUUCCCAUACCCACUCAUUUACGCAAAAAAAUCGAAGGGGACUACUCAAAGGUGCUGGCAAUUGCUAGUUCUUUUGUUUGA